UUUCGUAUUGCGGGGGUCUCCCAUCCCCAGCAGAUGCAAAUAACCCAUUAGCUUACAAAUUCAGGUAUACCUUAAACAUUAAGAUCUUGAACCUUUGGGAACUCAUGCAGUAUGAAGUCGAUAUUAAUAAUAAGGGUAAAGCAUGUUUCAUACACACAUGUAAACACAUAUAUAUACUAUGGGGAAACAAAAUCCUUACCUUGAUCUCCUAAGUAAGAUAAUCCAAUGAGGCUUUUAUGCGUGGAGGACUGAAUACAUAAUUGGAAGUUCAAAUAACAAUGCCUUUUAUGUUACACAUAUCUGGGAUGCUAUGAUAAAAUUCGCGGUUUAAAGUGUUCUGACCUUUCUACCAUCAUGAAAAAUGAUGUACUUCUGGUAUUAAGUCCGGUUAAGACAAGUAAGGAUUCAUUUAUGAUUAACAUUCUAUGAGCAGUGGACCCAAUAAAUGAUUGUUUCCCCUUUUUUAUUUACUGUUGAUAAUACCAAAGACACUUUCUCAUAAUUUCCUGCCGUCUAGAGAAAAUGUAACCAUAUCAUUGUGGUCAUCUCUUCGGUUCUGAAUGAUUCUGAGUUCCUUGGUAUGCAUGUUCAUCAUGGUCGUCAUAUCCCUGUGGGGACAGAAUAAAUAAUAAAUGUAUAUUUUAUGGGCCAGACAUUGUGUUGUCUCGUAGGCAAUAGAAUUCUUAUUCAUUAUAUGCUGUGAUAUUGUAGUGUUUUCUGUUUACUAUUAGCUUUAAAUCCUAGAGCAGCAUGAAGGCGGAUACCGGAUUAAUACAAGAUUGUUUCAGUUGGAAUCCAGCAGGAGCUAUACGGGCUGGGAGAAAUCCGGCAACUUACAGAUAUCAUGGAGAAACCAUACAUGUUAACGGGGACUGUCUAUAUAACUCAGCCUCAAGACUUCGGAUACCUGAUCUUCUUGCUUUUGCAUUGGAGUGUCUUCCAAAUCGCAACUCGUUAGUUUAUGGGAACCUGUAUGGAAUAGGUCACGAAGCAACAACCAUUUUUCGUGGGACCCUCCGUUAUGAAGGUUUUGGUGAGAUAAUGGGGACGUUGGCAAGAAUAGGGUUCUUCAAUACUGAACCUCUUCCGAUUCUUAAAAAUAAGAAAAGGCCCACAUAUCAAACAUUCCUACUUGAACUUCUGCAAAUUGAAAGCAAGAACGUGUGUGAAUCCAUGAUGGGAGAAGUGAACAUCACAGAAAGGAUUGUUGCACUCGGACUUUGCAAAGAGAGAGGAACUGCAAUGAAGACGGCCAAAACGAUCAGAUUUUUGGGAUUUCAUGAGCGGAGAGAAAUACCUGUAUCCUGCCAAACUGCAUUUGAUGUUACCUGCCUCCUCAUGGAAGAAAGGUUAGCAUACUCGGGAACAGAGCAGGAUAUGGUGCUUUUACACCAUGAAGUGGAAGUAGAUUUCCUUGAUGGCCGAGCUAUGGAAAACCAUCGUGCUACUUUACUUGAAUUUGGGAGGACUGAGAAUGGGAAAAAAACCACUGCCAUGGCUCUUACUGUUGGGAUUCCAGCAGCCAUUGGAGCUCUGCUCUUACUUGCAAACAAGAUCAAAACACGUGGUGUCUUAAGGCCUAUUGAUCCAGAAGUUUAUUUGCCAGCACUGGAUAUAUUGAAGGCUUAUGGUUUCAAGAUGCUGGAGAAAAUUGAGUAA
Ilex paraguariensis (yerba mate) is the source of this 1659-nucleotide messenger RNA. The record is from the annotation of a GenBank genome assembly. Lineage: Eukaryota; Viridiplantae; Streptophyta; Magnoliopsida; Aquifoliales; Aquifoliaceae.